AUUAGGGUUUUCUGCAACUAAGCAAAAAACCCUAAAAUCCCCUGAACGAAAAAUAAAAAUUCGUUUCAAUGUCAACCCCCGGCCGUUCACCGGAGUCACUCCUCGCCUCCGGCAAGAAUUCCGACAAACUAAGCUUAGCAACACUACAAUCAAAAAUGAAAAUAGACCCCGAAGGUUACGAAACGGAGCUAAAUCUGUUAUACAGCCAAUUCAAUUCAGCAGUUGAGCUGUUUGGACAACAAUCAACGCUCAGUUUUACAUCGUUAUCCUCAUCGGGAAUAUGUGCUGAUCUAACUAUAGCUAAAGAGCUCGGUGAUAAGGCAAUGUUUUUAGCUCAUAUGACGCCGUUUUAUCCUAAGCAACUCGCUGAGUUCCCGCGUCAACUCGCUGAGUUUCUUAAAUCAUCUUCUAAAUCACUUCCUUCUGGCCUUAGGUGUCAUGUUUCUCAAGCUCUUAUUCUUUUAAUUAAUCGGAAGAUGGUUAAUAUUAAUGAAACUCUUGCAUUGUUCAUCGAGCUACAAACAUUGGGAGAUAGAAAUCUGAAAAAAUUGGCAUUUUCACAUGUUAUUCAUAGCAUUAGACGCAUGAAUAAGCAGCAUAAAAAUGAUGCGAAGAAUCGAGUUCUACAAAAUAUCUUGUUUGAAAUCCUACAGCAAGAGGAUGAAGGGAGAGCUAAGAGAUGUUUAAUCACAUUAUGUGAGCUUCAUCGGAGAAAGGUUUGGUUUGAUGAUAGAACAGCAAAUGCAAUUUGCAUGGCUUGUUUUCAUUCAUCGCCUAGGAUCAUGAUUGCUGCCAUGUCGUUUCUUUUGGAUUACGAGAAGGUUGAGGAUGGUGAUAGUGAUGAUAGUGAUGGUGCAAGCAGUGAAGAUGAAUCAAAAUCUCAAGUUCUUAUCAGUAAAGAGGCUAUUUAUAAGGCAAAUAAUAAAGGCACUGUAUGCAGUAAAAAGAAAAAGAAAGCAAAAUUGCAGCGUGCUAUGCGCAGUUUGAAAAGGCAGCAACGUCUUUCAUCAGAAAAAAGCAGUUCAACUUAUUAUUCACCACUAAGCCAUCUCAAAGAUGCUCAGGGCUUUGCUGAGAAGCUAUUUUCUCGACUUCAGACUUGCAAUGAACGUUUUGAGGUUAAGAUGAUGAUGUUGAAAUUAAUUGCUCGAACUGUUGGUCUUCAUCAAUUGAUUUUGUUGAACUACUAUCCUUACCUUCAGAAAUAUGUUCAGCCUCAUCAACGUGAUAUCACAAAUUUACUUGCAGCAACUGUUCAGGCUUGUCAUGAUAUGGUGCCUCCAGAUGCCGUUGAACCAUUAUUCAAACAAAUAGUAAAUCAAUUUGUACAUGAUCGUUCACGACCAGAGGCCAUUGCUGUUGGACUGAAUGUGAUAAGAGAAAUUUGCUUGAGAAUGCCUUUGUUGAUGACAGAAGAUUUACUGCAAGAUCUUGUAUUAUAUAAAAAAUCACACGAGAAGGCAAUUUCAGCUGCAGCUAGGUCACUUGUGGUUUUAUUUAGACAGCUUUGUCCUUCACUAUUAGUUAAGAAGGAUCGGGGUCGUCCCAUUGAUCCGAAGGCAAAGCCAAAAGCAUAUGGAGAAGUUAAUGUAUCCAGCGAUAUACCUGGGCUUGAGUUGUUACAAAAUGAUGAUGAGGAUGAAGACGAUAAUAACCAUGAUGAAAUUAAUGAGGAUGUGGAUGACGAUGACUUGGCUGUCUCGAGUGAUGAAGAAAAUCAAAUUUACAGUGACUGUACUGGAACUGAGGAUGGUGAUUUAGAAAAUGACUCAUUGGAUGAAGAUGACGAGGACAAUCUUGAUGAAAAUGACAGUGACAAUAAUGAUAAAAGUAUUAAUGAAAAUGACAGUGAUGAUGAUAUUACUAUUAACGAAAAUGAUAGCGAUGCCAGCGAUGGUAGCAUUAGUGACAAUAACAGCGAAAUGAGCGAUGAUGAUGCAAAAGAACAUGAAAAUGCUAAGGGUUCUCAUAGAACGGGCAAAAGGAAGUUCUCUGAUUUUGAUGGAAACCUUAUUGCUGCUGAUACGAGUCUUCGAGCUCUUAAGAAAUUGACAGAAGAAAGGUUGAAUCAUAACUUAUCUGAUCCAACAGACGGCUUUCUUUCUAACGAGGACUUCAAAAAAAUCAAGGAGUUGAAGGCGAAGAAGGAUGCUAAAAUUGCUUUAGUUCGGCAAGGAGUCAAAGUUCCAAACUCUGAUCAAUUAAGUCUUAAGCGAGUGGAUCCUUCGAAGCUAGAAGCUCAUUUGCGGCAUAAGCUAAGCAAGGAAGAAAGAUUGGCACUAGUGAAAGCUGGGAGGGAGGAAACAGGGAAAUAUCAGGCUCGAGCUGCCGUUAAAAAGAAGAAGACGGGUGGUAAAAGUAACCAGCAGAAGCAACACGAGAAGGUUAUGCCCUCUGCGGCCAGAAAGGCCAGGGCUCAAAGAACUCGGACUGACAAAAAAAGAAAACAGGAUCGCUCAGGCAAGCAGUUCCGGGGAAAGAAAGCUUGGAAAUGAUCGUGUCGACAGAUUUUCUUGUCGGCUUUUUAUUUUCUUCUUUCAUGUUUUUAAUUUACUAGAUUUAUGCAUAACAUUUUUUUCUUAAACAAAAGAAAAGAGAUUAUAAUUGCCUAAAAUUAGCCUGUGACGGACGUUCAAAUCAUGAAAGCUACAAACCAAGAUGAUGGAUAAAUUUUGAGGUAUUAUUUAUGUAUAACAUUUGGAAAAAAUUAAUAAAUGAAAAAUAAUUUAUUCA
This is a messenger RNA of Mercurialis annua (annual mercury), 2733 nucleotides long. RefSeq lists its product as uncharacterized. The record is from RefSeq and is a predicted model, not a curated record. Gene Ontology annotation, cellular component: nucleolus. Bases 69 to 2495 code for a protein of 808 amino acids. The transcript is spliced from 15 exons. Gene Ontology annotation, biological process: ribosomal large subunit biogenesis; ribosomal large subunit export from nucleus. Lineage: Eukaryota; Viridiplantae; Streptophyta; Magnoliopsida; Malpighiales; Euphorbiaceae.